Molecule: messenger RNA, 1281 nt
Organism: Gaeumannomyces tritici R3-111a-1
Lineage: Eukaryota; Fungi; Ascomycota; Sordariomycetes; Magnaporthales; Magnaporthaceae
Exons: 6
Coding region: 7-759 (250 amino acids)
Source: RefSeq, a predicted model, not a curated record
CAAAUAAUGGACAAAGAUAAAGACAGGUUACCACCAACACUACUGCACUUUGUACAAUCUACGAAGAACAACUCUAGAGACAGACACCCAGGCCGUGGCUCCAGUAAAUAUCGGCGAGAUUUCACACACAAGAUGGCGUGGGAAGAGCCAAGAAAAACAGGCAUGUCGUAUCGCCGUCUUGGUGAUACCGGUCUUCAUGUUUCAGCCCUGGGUCUUGGAGGAUGGUUGACCUUCGGCGGCCACGUCGAGAAUGAAAAGACGUUUGCUAUUAUGAAGCAGGCGUAUGACUGUGGCAUCAACUUCUUCGACACGACUGAGAGCUACGCGGGCGGCCAGUCAGAAAUUGUCAUGGGCCAGGCGAUCAAGAAGUUUGGCUGGAAGCGAAACGACAUUGUCAUCAGCACAAAGCUUAACUGGGGCGGUGCCAACGGCGAGGUCCUGAUCAACAACCACGGCCUCUCGCGCAAGCACAUCAUCGAGGGCCUCCGGGCGUCACUGCAGCGGCUGGACCUGGAGUACGUCGACAUCGUGUACGCGCACCGCCCGGACCGGCUGACGCCCAUGGAGGAGACGGUGCGGGCAUUCAACCACGUUAUUGAGAUCAAGGGAUGGGCUCUGUACUGGGGCACGUCCGAGUGGUCGGCCGACGAGAUCGCCGAGGCGUGCGGCAUAGCCCACCACCUAGGCCUAGUGCCGCCCGUGGUGGAGCAGCCCGAGUACAGCGUGCUGGCGCGCGACAAGGUCGAGCGGCAGUUCUAGCGCCUGUGCAGCCGCUUCGGCAUUGGCUUGACCACCUUUAGCCCGCAAAAGUUCGGCCUGCUAAGCGGCAAGUACAACGAUUCGCCCGACGUGCCGCCCGCCGGGUCGCGCUUCGCCGAGGGUAACAACAAGUUCGUCAACUACAUGCGCGGCCAGUACGGAAACGAGUCGUGGCGCGAGAAUAUCGGGAAGGUGGUCAAGCUCAAGCCCAUCGCGGACAGACUCGGAAUCACGCAGUCGCAGCUCGCGCUGGCGUGGUGUCUGAAGAACGAUAACGUCUCUUCGGCCAUCACGGGGGCGUCGAGGCCAGAACAGGUGGUGGAGAACUGCCAGGCGCUCAAGGCACUGGACAAGCUCACAUCCGAGGUCAUGAAGGAGAUUGACGGUAUUGUGGGUGAAAUCACGCUGGACCCUGCGAGGCAAGACUAGGGGCUGGCUGGCUCGCUGGAGUAGUUUUUAGAACGAGGCUAGUCGAGAGAUACAUCUUGCGGAGCUGCAGCCGAGUGAUACCUUGUAGCGGAG